UUUUUAUCAUGUACACUUAUACUGAAAUGUUCAGGUAAAACUGUGUUUUUCAUUUAGUCACUUCGUCAUACAAUUUACAUAUUUCAUUGCAUUUUGAGGGGAGUGUUGCAUGACCUGUGCCAUUCUUCUAAGAUGAACACCACAGUUCCACACAACACAAUCCAUGGGAAUGCAUGCGCUCCUGAGCCUCAGCACAUGUCUCUGGUUGUGGUCCUCAGUCUGGUCUAUCUGCUGGGCCUUCUGCUCAAUGGAUUCAGCCUGUGGGUCUUCACCUGCCGCAUUCACAAAUGGAACUCUGGAGCCGUUCUACAGUUUAAUCUGGCUCUAUCCGACGCCAUCAUCACUCCACUCACCCCACUGAUGGCAGUGUAUUUUGCCUUGGAUAGCAACUGGAUUUUUGGGAAAUUCGCCUGCCAGCUGAAGAUCGCUGUGCUCAGCAUCCACUUCAAUGGCAGUGUGAUCUUCCUCACACUCAUUAGCAUUCAUCGAUAUGUGUUUGUGGUUCACUUCAACCGCUCCUCGUUGAUAAAAAGGAAGGUAUUUGUGAAGAAGCUGUGUGUUGGGAUUUGGUGUUUUCUGAUAAUAAUUGGCAUUUUCUAUGGAUGGCUGCUUCCUGUUACCAAUGAAGAAACACAUGAGCAGUGUCUUUCUAUUCAUCAAAAAACUCUGACAGAUGCUUACUUCACUAUUAACUUUGUGAUUUUCUUCUUUUGGUGUAUUUUACCCUUAAGUAUAUCAGUAUUUUGCUACAGUCGCCUGGCAAGCUCAGUGUCCCGCAUUAACAUAAAUUCUUUUAAAGGCCAAGCAGUCAAGACUAAGUCCCUGAGGAUGAUAGGGAUAUGUCUAGUCAUAUUUGGCCUCUGCUUUCUUCCUCUCAAUGUUGUUCGGACUAUAGGAGUAGUUGUGAAAAAGUAUCAUCCUACUAAAUGCAGACUCAUGUUGCAAUUGGAAACAGCAUAUUAUGCAUGCUAUAUACUGGCAGGAAUCAACUGCUGUCUGGAUCCCCUCAUUUACUUUUUUGGCUCAAGUAAUUUUACCGAAGCAUUCAGAAGAUCUCUUAGAGUAAUAGGAGGCAGACACAAUGUCGAAAACAAAACUGAGCCAGAAACAACAAUUUAAAGUGUAAACAGAAAUGUUGUUUUCUACUGUCUCUUAGGGCAUUAGGUAAGUCAGCAUGAAAUGAAAAUUGUGAUCAAAUGUUCUGAUCUCACGCAAGUGAACGUGCCAAGAGAUAAGGGGAAGGGGAAGUUAAAGAUUAUAUGGGCAUAUGAACUUAAUGUCCAAAACACUCUUCAUUUUGAUUUCAUGGUAUCUUUAAUGGUGCUUUGAUAAGCAGUCUACUGCAAGAUUACACUUAAAAUCUUUUUGGCCUUAAUAUAUUUAUUUGUCCUGUAUUAUCCUAUUUUACCAGGCUAUUUUAUCCUAUUUUAAAUGUAGUCUUGCAAUGGUUUUGUGAAUUUGACAGAAAAUGUUACUGUGGCCUCCACUGUUUUUACAGUUUCUGCUAACAUCAAUGCUGUAGAAUGCAUUAAAAAUGGUUAAAAUAACCAACCCUUCAAAACAUGCUAAUGAUAACUACAUGCAGAAAGAAGCUUUGAAAGUCUUAUUCAGCUGAACCUUUCAGACUGUAUAAAUAAAACUCAUAUUUUGAAUUGUAGAUAGUAUUGACAUUUCAAAUAACCAGCAAUGCUAAUAUGUGACUGCAACUAAAUAAACAGAAAGACCUGUUUAGAUUUGUAAUUUGUUAAUGUUUUGUAAAAAGUAGCCGUGUAAACAUUUUUCAAAACAUCAAGCAUUAAA
This is a messenger RNA of Carassius carassius (crucian carp), 1800 nucleotides long. RefSeq names its product lysophosphatidic acid receptor 6-like. Gene Ontology annotation, biological process: G protein-coupled receptor signaling pathway. Bases 133 to 1119 code for a protein of 328 amino acids. Gene Ontology annotation, molecular function: G protein-coupled receptor activity. The record is from RefSeq and is a predicted model, not a curated record. Gene Ontology annotation, cellular component: plasma membrane. The transcript is spliced from 2 exons. NCBI's taxonomy places the organism in Eukaryota, Metazoa, Chordata, Actinopteri, Cypriniformes, Cyprinidae.